Archocentrus centrarchus (flier cichlid) is the source of this 2233-nucleotide messenger RNA. It is a transcript of the gene dcst1, whose product is annotated as DC-STAMP domain containing 1. NCBI's taxonomy places the organism in Eukaryota, Metazoa, Chordata, Actinopteri, Cichliformes, Cichlidae. The transcript is spliced from 16 exons. Gene Ontology annotation, cellular component: membrane. Bases 104 to 1891 code for a protein of 595 amino acids. The record is from RefSeq and is a predicted model, not a curated record.
AACGGCAGUUGAGGUGUUCGUGUGUAACCUGGAGACCACCGAAACAUCCAACAGUGAAACAACAACACGUUUCCGUCUGUGUGGAAAUUAACUAAAUUUACUGAUGGCUCACGAAGAGAAUCAUCCAGCUCCUCACAGCACUGUGCACAGGUUCAUUCAGACCUGCCUGCCUUCAGCCGCCCGCCGGGUCCUCUUCAGCCAAUCAGAGGACUUUCCGGUGGCUCACCUAGUCUUCAGAGCCCUGUUUGGAGCCGCGAGCGGCACAGUCCUGUUCCUCUGCAUAGGCCGCAACCUCCCACUGACCUUUGACCUGAAGGUGGCAGUAGGAUGUUUGUUUGUUGCUGUGUGUGUCGCAGGCGGACUGCUGUCAUCGUCCUUCAGGUGUUCGGUCCUCCUCGUGUUUCCCGGCAUGCUCGGCUCUCAAGGCCGUUCCCUCGUGAUGCUGCUGACCCUGUCUGUGCUGUACACAGGUCCGGUUUCUAACAUCCAGCACAACGUGGAGGCCGCCGCUCUGUCUGUGAGCUGCAACCUGGACCUGCAGGUCCGUCACAGCAGAUUACUGUGGAGAGAAGCCGUCAAGCCCUUUCUAAACAUCACGCAGGAGCUCAUGGAUGAUAAAGCAGAUUUCCAGUUGGAGUCUCUAAAUGUCAGCAAAAAGUUUCAGGACAUCAGAGAUGAAAUCGUCCUUCAGUACGGAUACGACCGAUUUGAAACGAAACGCGGCGGGAACAGCACACAGGAGGAGUUUACCACUAAAACCUUAAAGCAGUGUGACAGUGUGGUGGAUCAGGGUGCACAGCGCUGCGCUGAUUGGUUCGCCAACAGAUGGACGACAUGUAUGGAGACAAUUCCCGUCCCUGUCAUCAACCACAUCCUCUGUGUUUCCAUGAAGUUUGACUUCCUGUGUGAUAUCACGAGAGUGAUGACUCCGUGGUGCAGGGAGAACAUUCCCGUGGAGGGAAACUUCGGGCAGUUCUUCGAUCAGCUGAACGUUUCUGUCGACCAGCUGUCCGGAGAGUUUAGCGCCGAGCUCGCUGUAGAGGAGGAGGAGCAGCAGCCGGUGCUGGGCGGAGCUCCGGUGGACCAGACGUUCACCGACACUGUUAAAGCAUCCUUCCAGAAAUUGACGUCAACCACGGGGCGGGUGCUGGAUAUCCUGCAGCUGCUCCUCUCCUUCACCUUCAUCAUCAUCUUCACCCAGGCGUUUGGGUACCUCAGACACUACAGGAGGGACAUUUUCUUUGACAAUGUUUACAUCACCUCCUACUUCAGAGAGAUUGAUGCCCGCAGACAGAAAGCGGGGAAGCGCUUCCUGCUGCCUCUGAAGAAAUCAGAGAAAAAAAAGCUGAUCGACCCCCGCAGUCUGAAAAUGUACCCCGGAGAGGUCACACAAGUGAUCUCAGGUGUGUUUCAGGUGCUGAUGGUCUCUCUGCUGUCCGUUGUUCUGCUGACUGUCGACUUCUCUCUGUUCCACGUCCUGGACAUCAUCAGCAGACACACCUUCACCCAGUUCAACGUCACCAGCAGUCAUCAGUUUGACAUCAGAGUGGGCGGGGACACCAUGAUGGCCCGCCUCCUGAGGACGACUAUUUCAGCCUUCAACAGCUCGUCCAGCCUCAACAUCCAAAGCGACAACCAGGAGUGUAUGUCCCCCCCCUCCAUGCUCUCUGCUGAGGUCUAUGUGAGCUGUGUGUGUUGUGUUCUGCUGAUGGUGCUGCUCAGCUGCCUUCAGGUUUACACCAACCGCCUCCGACGGGUCAUCGCGGCCUCCUACAACCCCGAGAGGGAGAAGACGAGAAUCGUGUUUCUAUACCACCUUCAGAUUCACAAACGGAUUUCCCCCACUGGCAGGAAAUCCAUCAUCGGCCGAGGACAGAGGAUCAGGAUGUGACAGCGUGAGCUUGCUGCCGCUCCGCAGCACCUUGUUCAGGUUACUCAUCUGGAUGUCGUCCCAGCAAAUCCUCCAGAGCUGAGCCACCAGCUCCUUCUCCAGCUUCAUCCUCCUGCAGCACAAAAGCAAUGAAGCAGGUUUUCUUCCAGUGAUUCUUCAUCAUCAUCUUUCUCCAGUGUGAAGCAGAAACACAACUGGAGUACGACAGUCUGAGCCUGCACAUUAAAUCUGCUGCGACCAGCUCUGCAAAAUGUUACUUCAGUUGGAUUCGUGACUUUGAUUUGAUUGGAUUAAACUGUCGGAGCUCCUGCAGUUUGUUUGUGGUUUGCUGACUCGGGUGAU